AUGAGACAUUUCUAUGCCCGAAAGCUGACGUAUGCUUGGUGGCCCAUACAAUUACGUCAAAAACCAAAAGAACUUGCCAGGGCCGGUUUCUGCUACACGGGAGACCACGAUGCCAUCACCUCUGCCAUAUUCCGCUUCAAUGGUCUGUCCUUUCUGUACACAGCAUUUCUGCUAAUCAGUCCAUUGCUCAGUGUACCAUGUGCCAUCUCAUCUAAAGGUUCAACAGGGGUCUACCUGAAGAUUCUGAUCGCCUUCUCCACCCUUGCUGUCCUUGCUCAGGCCACUUUUCACAUCGUCCUUGGUGCCAUAGCAACCGACAAUGAACCGUAUGGUUCCAUGUUUCCCAACUGUUCUUUCAAUGAAAAACUGGCUAGACAGGUUGGACUUCAAAGACUGGACGGAGUAGCUUUAGAAGACAUCAUUCGGUUAAUCGUACCCGAUGUGGUUGUCUUUAUCGUGUCUCUUGUCGUCUUCAUAAUCAGCAAUGUCCUGUUGAAGAGAGACGCUGCACAGGAAACGUCCGAUUUGCCAACAACUGUUAAGAUUCGGCGGCGGCGGCGCGUCACGUCUGUGAUUGAAUUCUUUGGCGAGUUUCUAGUCGCAUUGCUCCUGUGUGUCAGUGGGAUUAUUCUGCCGUCCGUUCUAAGUGCAGUUUACUUUUUAACAUUUCUGGUGAUCGCAACGCUGUGGGCAUGCUACAAGAGCCUGGGGCACAAGUUCGCUGGUUUCCGGGUGUUUCUCUUGGUGUACACGGGUCUGCAUAUUCUGGUCUUACACCUGUACCAGUUUCAGUUCUUCCAGGAGUAUUUGCCUCACACAGAAUUUUUACCAAGGUAA
Messenger RNA from Gigantopelta aegis, 837 nucleotides. Its product is annotated as piezo-type mechanosensitive ion channel component 2-like. The coding region runs from base 1 to 837 and encodes 278 amino acids. Lineage: Eukaryota; Metazoa; Mollusca; Gastropoda; Neomphalida; Peltospiridae. The record is from RefSeq and is a predicted model, not a curated record. The transcript is spliced from 5 exons.